AUGGAUGGUAGAAUUAGACAAAAAUGGAAUGGUGUAAAGAAUCGAGUUGCAAAUGCAUAUCAUGAUUAUGGAAGGUGAACUUUUGAUUUUUAAAAAAGUGGAAAAAAAAAAGAAUUUUCAUGAAAUUUGAGACGUGAACAUUUUAUUUUCAAAAAUAAUCAUUCUUGAAACUGCGCUCUAAUUUAGAUUUUGGUUUGUUGAUUUUCAAAUUAUGAUCGACACAAAAUUUCUUACAAGGAAUCUAAUUAGAUCCACCAUUAGCCUAAAAUGUCGAUGUUAAAUUUUGAAAAUUCAAAAUCACAGAUUUUUAACCCUAAACAGGACUUUUUCAGUUGUAGAUCUACAAUAAUAUUCAAAAUUUGAUUCCUCUUCAGAAAUCUCCCGAAAAAAAACAAUUGUUUUUUUUAUAUUUCAGAUUAUGUGCCGCCCAUCCUUUGGCAUGUCUCUCAAUGUCAUUGCUAACAAUGAUAGUUUUAUCAUAUCCAGCUGUAACCCGUCUUCGAUUACCCGUCAGCACUCCAAUUGAUAUUUAUUGGAGUGAACAUUUACAUGUUACUGAUAAAAUUGCACCAUCUUGGAUAAAUGAUAAUCCGGCUGCAUAUAUUCAACAAUUUGUUGUUUCAACUACAAUCGAUCCAUGGAAUUCGACAAUUUCGAAUCCGGAAAAAGCAGUUCGUGCUGCAGUCGCUUCAGCUUUUCGUAUUCGAGAAAUUAUAUUGGAUGAACCAAUUGUUGAUGAUGUUUGUCUUCAUCUUGUUCCACCAACUUCCAGAUGGCCAUUCAGAUCAAAAUCAGUUUGUUUAGUUCUAUCACCUGCUUCAAUGUGGUAUAAUGAUUUGCAAAAAUUCAAAGAGGUUUCAACUUUUUGGUUUUCAGAAAAAACCAUUCAUUACUUUUUUCAGGAUGAAAAUGUUAUUGAUACAAUUUUCAACGAAGAUUGCAAAUCCGAUUUUUGUAUGCGAGAUCUUUUACUUGGCGCUCCAAUUUCAGCAACAGGAAUCAAACGAAACUAUCAAACAAAUCGAAAAAGAAGUUGGUUUUAUUGAAUAUUUUUCAAUUUCAAAAAAUGAUUUUCAGCAAUCGAAUUCUCAAUAACAAUUUUCUUCGCAAGAUACAGUAAAUCAUUGCUAUUAAAUCUUCACAAAAAACUUGGGAGUCAUUUUGAAAUUAUUGAUUUACCGCCAAGCGACGAUUCAACAUUUGUUCAAGUUUAUUAUCAUCCUCUCAAACAAUUUUCGGAUUAUUUGCCAUUGAUUUUCACAUAUUUUUUAUGCAUGGUGAGAUUGGAAAGAAAGGGAGCGCCUUGAAAACAUUUUAUCUAUUUUUUAUUUUCAAUAGUCUAAAUCCUAAUGUGUCCUAAAUUCAAAAACGUCUAGAAUAAGCCAACAUAAAUAUGAAGCCAAAAUUGUUUGCAGAUAUAUUUGUAUUUUUCAUCUCGAAAAUUCCAAAUGGUUUCAUCUCGCUGGGGAUUAGCAUUUGCCGCUUCAUUCACUGUUGCUGCAACACUUCUGAUGACAACUGGAAUAUGUGCACAUUUAGAUUUGAGCACAACACUUUGGGGAGCUGAAUUAUAUCCAUAUAUUGCACUUAUUCUUGGAAUGGAGAAUUUGUUAUGUAUAACCAGGUAAACUUUUUAUUUUAUUUAUUUUUCAAUCGCAUUUUUGUUCAAAUUUUAGAUCAGUUGUUUACACUCCUCCAUCACUUGAUGUCUCUUCUCGAAUUGCACACGGAUUAUCACAAGAGGGUUAUAAAUUGACAAAGUAUUUUGUACUUGAGUCGUUUUUCAUUUUUUGCGGCUAUUUGACUGGUGUUUCGGAUAUUCAAGAGUUUUGUCAAUUUAGUGUGAUUUGCAUUAUUGUCGAUUUUUAUAUGCAGGUUUGGAAGUUUAAAAUUUUUCGGAUUUUUCGGAUAAUUCAAAGAUGAUUUGUUUUCCUUUUGCAUUAAUUCAAUUGCUGAAAUCAUGGCCCGGUUCAAAAAUUUUCCAAUCUGAAAAUAUUCCAGCUCUUCUUCUAUGCUCCAUGUUUGACUUUUGAUCUUCAACGAUUAGGGUUGGAAGAAAAACGACGAUUUGCUGAAAUUCUUUUCCAUGCUGAAAUACCGAGACUCAAAAAUUAUGGAGCUGUCAAGUAAGAUUACUUCCAAGUUUUCCUCUAAUAAUGAAUUUUCUUCCAGUUGUCCAAUGAGAAAAGUUUGGCCGAAAUUAUUUGAACUCAAGAAAAUCCAAAAACGUCGGUUAUCAGAUUCUGGAGUUGAUGAUUUAUUCAAUAAUCCUGAAGAUGCAAACAACAAAAAACAAAUGCAAAGAAGACUUUCGAAUACAAAAACAGAAAUCGAACAAGCUGAAGCUGAUAGUAGUAUUAGAAUGAAAUUAUUGUAUUUUAUAACUCGAACUCGAAUUAUUCAAAGAACAAUUAUGAUUGGAUUUGCUAUUUGGGUUGUUUGGUUGGCUUUUGUUGUUGGAUCAAGGAAAAGUGGAGAGGCUACAAGUUUGAGAAGUUCGUUUUUAAAAACAUUUAGUAGAUGUUCUUCCGUCAAAAAUGAAAAUCAAUUUCCAGAUGACACCCUCGAGAAUCUUGCUCAAUCUCAUCGUAUUUUAUCAGUUGCAAAUUUAGAAUACGGUCAUUGGCAAAGACGAACUUAUAAAUGGUGGCCACCAGUUGCUCAUGAAUAUAAUAUUUCACUAAAUUCAAGAUAUGUCACAUUUCUCCCGCCAAUUAUCAUAAAAUCAAAUGUUUCACCAAAUGAUCCAAUUUUGGAACCAAUAAUCAAUAAAGAACUAUCUUUGGAAGAUAAACAAGAUAUUGAAGAUACGGAAGCACCAAUUCUUCGAUCUCGAAUUGAUUGGCUUGAAAUGCAAUUAAAAAUGUAUUUAGCUGCAUUUUGGUUACUUCUUCUAACUACAGUCAUCACAUUUUUUGUUUAUGUUUGUCUUGGAGAUCGAUGGAAAAUUGGAGGUGUGAAAAAAGUGAAAGAACCAACAAAACAACAACAAAAAUCAUCAACGAAACAAUUUGUUGAAACUCUUCCGAUUGUUUUCAAUGCACAUCGAUUUCCAAUUGAAACAAUUGGAUUGGAUUCUGAAGAAACAUCAUCCGAUACAUUUUUAUCUUGUUGUCAAGAAGGAUUUGUUAUUGAAUGGAAUUGUUUGACUGGAGAAAAAAUCAGAAAAAUCAAUCGAUUGAGAGGAAUUGGAAAUCAACAAGAAACACAACCAAAAGUAUGGGCAAUUUCGAAAAAUAAUGAUAUUGCAUUAUUUGGAUGUUCUGAUGGAAGUGUUGAAAUUGCAAGCUUAUCAAGGAAUAAAUUAAUUGGAAUAUAUUCACAAUCAACACUUGGCAUAACACAUAUUAUAAAUGAUAAUAAGGAUAAUUUUGUUAUUGCAAGAAUCGAUGGAAUUAUUGAAUUUGUUCAUGUGAAAUAUGAAAGAGGAGAUACAAUUCGUGUUAGUGAUAUUAAAUUGUACAAAACAAUAUGUGGACAUCAAAAACCAGUUUCGAGAAUGAUUUUUUGGAAUAAUCAAGUUAUUACAUCUUCAUUUGAUAGAAGUAUUAAAAUUUGGAAUAUUGAAAAUGGAGAAAUGACUAAUGUGUUUCUGGCUCAUAAUGCGCCUGUUUUGAAUAUUGCAAUCGAUGACAAAAAUAAGGUGGGUUUUGGAAAUUAUCCCGGAAAUUUGGAUACAGUAAGACAGAUCUGGCCUGAUUAAAAAGCUGUCAUAUUUUCAGAUUAUGUUUUCAUCUUGUGAAGAAAGUGUUGUUUGUUGGUGGAAUUUAGAAACUGGAGCACAUAUUCGAUCGGUUGAUAAUAAUUGUAAUUGUAAGUUGUUGUUUCUCUUCAAAUUCCAAACCCCAAUAUCUAAUGCUAACUUCAAUAAUUUCAGGGUCUUUCCAAUUAACAACAUCUUGUGAUUAUCUUUUGGGAUUCUAUGGUUCAUCAAAUCUUCAUUUAUGGUCUCUUGAAACUGGUCAAUUAUCAUGUCGAAUAACAGAUGCAUCAAAUGAUGGACAAACAGAAGACACUUUAUAUGCAUCUGGAAAUAGUGGAGUUGUCACAUUUGAUAAUCAAAUUGCAGCAACAGCUUCUGGAUUUUCGAUAACAUUUUGGGAUUUGAAACAUCGUGCGAUUAUUGGAAAAACUAAACUCGCUGGAAAAAUUGGAGCAAUGAGAAAAUUGACAUCGAAUAGUGUUUUGUGUUGUGCUGCAAAUUUGAUGUAUUCGGUUACUGUACCUGUUGUACGAAUCAAGUAAAUAUGUAUAUAUUGUAAAAAAAAAAAUAUAUUAAAAAAAAUAUAUUACUCAGGGCGAGUUUUUUUUUCACUUUGCCAUACUUACAGUGCCUUAAUAACAUAAAAGAUUAUUGUGAUUAGAAUUAUUUUUUAUUAUUGUGGUUUUUGAGUUCUAUGAAACUCUGGUAUAUUUAUUCCUAAUUUUUGUUCAAUAUGAGAAACAAAAAAACAUAUUUUUUAGAAAAUGGCGACUGAAUAUCCAUUCGGAUCAUUUCUUGAUCAACACAGUGAUCAAUUAAAUGCAAGCGGUGUUCCUCCGGAACUUUGGCCUUCGCUUUAUUCAAAACUCGUUAAACAGACUUUCGAUGCUGGAGACUUUUUUCAAAUAAUUUGCGAGUUAUCGGAAAAUGGAGAGAAGAAUAUGAGUGUUUUGGCAUUGGAUGAUAUUCAUAAUGUUGAUGAUCAAAGGUUUGUUUUUUAAUUGAUGAUUGUAAAAUUUUGAAUCGGAACAUCUCUUGAUUUUGCAACAAAAUUUCUAUCUUUUUAAUAAAAUCUGAAACGAAAAAUGGAAAAGGACAGCUAUGAACAUGAUAAUUAGAAAUUCAAAAAUAUGAUUUAUUUCCAUUUUCAAGCAUCUUCCUCAUUGAUCAUUUAUUCACAUUCGAAUCUGAAAAUGCUCGAAAAAUCCUGGAAUCCAACGAAAAUCUGGUGAAAAGAUUGACAGAUUUAUUUGGUUUGGAUGAAGAAAGUGAUGAAAUUGAAGAUGAAAGUGUUGAAAAAAUAAUAACAAGUGAUGAAAUUGAGAAAAAGGCACACGAAGAGAAAAUAGCAGCUGGAGGGGAUACAACCAAUGUUGGCGGGAAUUUGCCACGUCAUGAAUCGAUUGAUGCCAGACUUGGAAGUUAUUCUCAAGAUGAUGAGAAAAAUAAAAUAAUUGAGAAAAUAAUGAAACAAGUUUGGAAAAACGCGUUGACUUAUUCGGUUAAGUAUAAUGAUGUAAGUUAGAGUAGAAUAUUUGGAAAUCAUAAAAUAAUUGGUUUUAGAAUGGACAAAUUGAAAACAAGACGUUAUGGUAUAUUAUGGAUGAAUUCGGUGCACGAAUCAAUCAUUCUUCUGAACCAAAUGUCCGUGUUGUUCCACUUAUGUUUUUCCCACAAGGUUGUGCUUAUAAUGUGAUGUUUUUGACAAAACCAAUCAAAAAAGAAGAGGAAAUUACACGUGAUUUUGCCGAGAAUCCAUUAUCAGCUCAGAAACCAGAAUGGCGGAAAUAUUUGGAAUUACCGUAUUCCGAGGAGGAUUUCACAAAUGAGUCGACAAUUCCUCCACAACCAACUGAUUCCUAUUUCACUUCUGGUAGAAAUCCAGAUGAAUUAGCCAGUUUGGAAGAUCAAGAAACUGCUCAAAGUGCUUUGUCAGCAUCAAUUCAUGUUAUGAAAUCAAGAAAAUUGAAGAUUUAUGCAGAUGACACACAACUUAUUGAAUUUUUGACGAAAGAUUUCGAAUUAGUUGAUGAUUGGAAAAAAGCUGAUGUUAUUUGGCAAUAUAAACAUUUUCAUAAUUAUCGGUAAGACAAUUUACAAAAAUAUUGUUUUUAUCAAACAAUAUAAUUUUCAGUGAAUUAUGCGAAUUGAAUCCAUGUGGAAUGGUCAAUCAAUAUCCAUACGAAUCUUGUCUGACUGUUAAAGACUUAUUAGCCGCGUGCGCAAUGAGAAAUCCCUCGAAAAAUAACUGGUAUCAAUUGACAUAUAAUUUGAAUACUCAAUUGCCCCAAUUUGUUGCAUGUUUUCAACAACGACAAAAUACUAAUCCAUCACAAAAUGUGUGGAUUGUAAAACCUUGGAAUUUGGCACGUGGAAUGGAAAUGUGCGUGACAGAUGAUUUGAAUAAAAUUAUUCGAUUAGUUGAAACUGGACCAAAGGUAAUUUAUUUUUAACUUCAAAUAUAUGUUAAAAUAAUUUCGUUCAGAUCGUUUGUGAAUAUAUUUCGCGCCCACUUUUGUUUCCUCGACCAGAUAAUGGAAAUCGUGUCAAAUUCGAUUUGCGUUAUAUUGUUUUUGUGAACAGUCUUCAACCUCUCACAGCUUAUGUUUAUAACAAAUUCUGGAUUCGAUUUGCUAUCAAGUUAGUUUCUUAAAAUCACUAGAAAAUUAUUCCUAUUUAAAUAAUCCAAAUUUUCCAGCGAUUUCACAAUGAGCAAUUUUGAUGAUAAUGAAACUCAUUUCACAGUUUUUAAUUAUACAUCUGGCGGUUCGAAAAUUCUGCAAAUGAAAUGCGAACAAUUUAUUGAGACAAUCGAAAAAGCAUAUCCGAAAUUGAAGUGGACUGAAAUUCAAAAUAAUAUCAAUGAGACAAUUCGAAAAGCUUUGGAAUGUGCAACAACUGAAAAUGCACCAAGAGGAGUUGCACCAAAUACACAAUCGAGAGCAAUGUAUGGAAUUGAUAUUAUGUUACAACAUGGAGAAGGAGGUGAGCUGCAAAGUUAAUUUUUUUUAUUAUUUCGCGAAUUUUCGCGAGUGAUUUUAUUUUCGAAAUUCUAUUUUUUAUUUUCUUGAUUUUUCAAAAGCGGCUUUGUCCCGCCAUAAAUUGUGUUAAUUUAUAUUUUCCAGACAUCAUCAAACCAACUCUUCUCGAAUGUAACUUCACACCGGAUUGUACUCGAGCUUGUCAAUAUUAUCCUGAUUUUGCUGACACUGUUUUCGACACAUUGUUCUUCGAUGAAAUUGAUCCAACCAAAGUUACUCAAAUUUAA
Molecule: messenger RNA, 6971 nt
Organism: Caenorhabditis angaria
Lineage: Eukaryota; Metazoa; Nematoda; Chromadorea; Rhabditida; Rhabditidae
Source: the annotation of a GenBank genome assembly